Folsomia candida is the source of this 3718-nucleotide messenger RNA. RefSeq lists its product as uncharacterized. Bases 350 to 2515 code for a protein of 721 amino acids. NCBI's taxonomy places the organism in Eukaryota, Metazoa, Arthropoda, Collembola, Entomobryomorpha, Isotomidae. The record is from RefSeq and is a predicted model, not a curated record. The transcript is spliced from 2 exons.
UUUUUUUCUCAGUGCUUAGUGUAUGAGUACUUCAUUCGGAGCAACCUAAUAAUAGAGAGAGAUUUACAUCACAAAGAAAAUGGCUCCUCGUAUUAAGACGACAACAUUCCAAUGCUUGAAAUGUUUUAGGAGAUUCUUAAAUCGUCAGCAUUUUGCGUCACAUUUACUAAGGCACCGAGAUGAAAACAAGAGAAAAUUGUGUCAAUAUUGUACCAUGUCAUUCAAGUCGUCUAAAUUGUUAGAAGUACAUAUGAAUACUUAUCAUAGAUGUGAAUAUUGUGACUUCUGAGCCAACAUUUUUGAUCUUAUAGAGCACAAUGAAGCUCAUGAAAGAGGAGUUAUAAAAUCCAUGAAAUUUGAUCAAAGAGGAAGAGGGCUACGACUGAAUGCUUUCCCUUUCUCUGAAAUUGAAGCCUUUAAAGGCUUUAUGAAAACCUACAGAUUUAGAAAUACACAUGAGGAUAAUAAUAUUAUUUCUGUUAGAGAUUUUUUUAAUAGAUUUAAGUUUAAAAUUAAUCAGAUUCUAUUUCACAAUGUUUCAAUUUAUAAUAGCAUUAAGUUUCAAAUAACGCUUUUGUGUAAAUUUAAACGUAUGCAUCCAAGCGUGGAUGAAGAAGAGGUAGAAUUCAUGGAAACAACAGAACAAUAUUUUAAUUCUUCUCUUAAAAUUAUCCUCAGUCCCCUCUACAUUAGUAGAAUCUUUUGUGACAUGGUUAAUGAAAUCGAUAAUAAUGUGGAAAUCUUCGAACAAAAUGGCAGUGGUUGGAUAUUAGAUGAAGUGAAAGGCUGUGAUAUACGAACAGCUCAGUUUGAAAUAUUAAAGGGUGGAUGUUCGUGCAUCAUUCCCAGCCAUCUGAAAAAUAAGAAUGCCAUUGUGAAUCCCGAUAAUAAGGAAAAUGAUUGCUUUGUUUCAGCUUUUCUGAUCUGCAUGCACGGAGAUUCAGUAGAUAACAGGCAUCGUGGAAGAAUAUCUCAAUAUGAAAAAUUUAAAACUCACUACGAUUUCUCUUCGUUAAAGUUUCCAACAUCGGAUGCUUUUAAGCAACAUGGGCAUUACAUGUCUAUCCUGAAUUUUUCUCGCCUAAUCAACAGACAGGGACAUCAUCGAAAAUUUGUUUGCUACAAUUGUUUGAAUACUUUCGGAGAUGAAAAGCGUCUUGAUUCACAUCAGCAGUUGUGUUUUGAGUUUAAAACUCAAAAGGUUUCUGUUCCUUCAGUCGUUGAUGGAAAAAUUCCAUUCUGCUCUUUUGAGAGUAAAAAACUUAGUAAUAAACUAAAGUGUAACUUUGUGAUGUAUGGAGAUUUUGAAGCAAUGCUCACAGACGAUAAUACCAGUACGACCUCAAUAGAUAAACACAAAAUUUCAGGAUAUAAUCUUGCAGUAAUUGGCCCAAAUAAGAAACUGGUUCAUAUAUCGAAAUAUCGUGGUCCAAAUAGCAUUGACAAAUUUAUAGAUGAAGUGAAUCUACAAGCUAGCUUUUGCAUACAAAGGAACAAAAUCCAUAUCGCUAUGAAACAACUUUCUCUAGAGGAAGAAUAUGAUUUUUCUAUGGCAGAUUCCUGCCACAUUUGUGAGCAUGAUUUUGAUCACCAAUCUAUAAAAGUUCGAGAUCAUGAUCACAAUACUGGAUUAUUUAGAGGAGCUGCUCAUAGAGAAUGUAAUGCUUCGUAUAUUCAAAAAGUCAAAAUCCCUGUACUUAUGCAUAGUUUUAGAAAUUAUGACUCUCACCUGCUGUUAAGUUCAGCAACGAAAUUUGGUUCUGGGAAUACGUUCGUUAUCUCUCAAAACUCUGAAAAAUUUAUAGGCAUUAUUUGUGAUAAGUUCAUGUUCAUAGAUUCUUUCAUGCAUCUGCCCAAAUCUUUAGAUACUCUUGUAACAAACCUUCAUGCAAAACCCGAAGGCUUUGAUGACAAGUUUGGUAUAAUGAUACAACAUUUUUCAAAAGAACGGGCUGUAAAACUCUCAAGGAAAGGUGUCUAUCCAUAUUCUUAUUUCAGUUCUUGGGAUAAAUUUAAGGAAACCAAAUUUCCCGAUAUUUCAGAGUUUUAUAACACCCUCACUUGUGAAGGGAUUUCACAAGAGGAUUAUGAUUUUGGUAAGUCAGUGUUUGAAACCGAAUGCACUGACCUGGGUUCGUACCACGACAUAUAUUUAACAACAGAUGUACUUCUGUUGGCAUGCGUUUUUGAAAGCUACAGGGAUAUGGCAAUUUCUAACUUUAAGCUUGACCCUUGUCACUAUUUUAGUCUCCCAGGCUUCAGCUGGGAUGCUGCUCUUCUGAGUACAAAAGUUAAGCUAGAACUUGUUACUGAUCAAGACAUGUACAAUACUAUAGAGUCUGGCAUUAGAGGAGGAGUAUCUAUGAUAUCUCAUAGAUAUUCUGUAGCUUACAACAAGUAUAUGGAAGAUUAUGAAGAAGGAGUCAAGGAAGACUCUUUUCUUCUUUAUAUUGAUAAAAACAACUUGUACGGUGAGGCGCUUCAGCAGCCUUUGCCUGUUUCUGAUUUUCAAUGAGAAAGUCAAGAGUUCAUUGAUAAUUUAAGUAUAGAUGAUAUUUUGGCAUGGGGUGAUGAGGAUGAAAUCGGUAGAAUUUUGGUUGUCAAUUUAGAAUAUCCCUGUGAGCUCCACCUGUUGAGCGAGCACAACGAAUAUUCACUAGCUCCGGAGAAAAUUACAAUUUCCAUGAAUCAACUCUCGAAGCAUCAGCGGGAGCUUUUAACUUCCUAUAACAUUAAAUAUUCAGAAAAGCAGAAAAAAUUAGUUCCUCAUUUAGGAUCUAGAAAAAUGUAUCCAGUGCAUUAUAGAAGUCUCAAAUAUUAUUUGGAGAAGGGAAUGGUAUUAACAAAGAUUCAUAAGAUAAUUAAAUUUGUUCAAAGGCCCUGGCUUAAAGAUUUUGUAAACCUUUGUUGUGAUUUACGACGAAAAGCUACAAACAAAUCUGAGCAAGACUUUUUCAAUCUAAUAGUUAACGCAAUUUUUGGACGUAGCAUGAUGAAUGUUAGGAAUCAGCAAUAUGUAUAUAUAGUUAACAGCAAAAUAUUAUUCCAGGCUUUCGAACUUCAGAAAAUUUGAGAUUCUUUCUCCAAACUUGGUACUUGUUUUCAUGAGUAAACCUAGUAUUGUAUUGGAUAAGCCAAUAUAUACAGCGUUUUCGGUUUUAGAUCUCAGCAAGUUGUUUAUGCAGGUUUGGCAUUAUGACAGGAUCAAAAAAUGGUAUGGAAUUAAAGCCAGGUUCCUUUUUACAGAUACGGACAGCUUAGCCUAUCAAAUUAAAACCGCUGAUCUUUAUGCUGAUUUAAGACUGGUGAAAAAUGAUUUUGACUUUAGUGAUUUUGACCACACUCAUCCACUUUAUUCUACAGAAAAUAAAAAAGUGAUUGGUAAAAUGAAGGACGAGAGUAACGGAAAAAUCAUGUAUAGUUUUGUGGGUGUUUCUCCAAAAAUGUAUUCCUUUGCAGGCAAGAAUAUCCAUAAGAUUGCUAUGAAAGGAGUCAAACAAUCUUUAGUACGAAAACAUGUAACUCAUAAAGCUUUUAUGGAGACUUUGUUUGAGCAAACAAAAUAUAUGUGCAGAAUGAAUUUGAUUCGUUCAAAGAAUCAUAAACUAACAACUGCAAAUUAUACAAAAGUAGCUUUGCAUAGUUUUGAUUCGAAACGUUUUAUUUUACCCGAUGGAAUUAGUACACUUGCUCACAAUCAUUUUUUGAUUCCUACGUA